Molecule: messenger RNA, 2222 nt
Organism: Chionomys nivalis (European snow vole)
Lineage: Eukaryota; Metazoa; Chordata; Mammalia; Rodentia; Cricetidae
Gene: Thy1
Product: Thy-1 cell surface antigen
Exons: 5
Coding region: 530-1015 (161 amino acids)
Source: RefSeq, a predicted model, not a curated record
CCGGAGCCAGGAGGAAGCCGCGCACACAGGGACAGCCACAGAACGGGGGUGCUAGCCCUUCCAGCGGCAGCUUUGGAAAAGGAUACGAGGGCGCUCCCUAAUGGGGGCGCGGUAACUGGGGAAGGGACUUGCAUCCCAGACUGGGCGGGAGUGAGUCUGUGCAGGGUCGCAGGCUUUUGCUGGCGGGCGCUGUCAGAGACUGGGUGCCAGAGGAGAACCGUGAGGAAGGGAACACCGAGGACAACCUUUGGUUCUGCCGUCCACCCAGAGGUCCCCACGUUCAGAUCGCUAGGGAAAGGGGGUAGUGCCGCUAGAAGGUGGAGGCAGGUGGCAAGCUGGAGGGAGUCUCCGCCGGGUGACCUAGCGGCUCGCUGGGUGCGGGGCACCUCAGGUUUCUCUGUAGCUUUGGAGCCUGUCCUGGAACUAACUCUUGCAGACCAAGCUGACCUCAAACUCACACACAGAGAUCUGCCUGCUUCUGCCUCCCAAGUGCUGGAAUUAAAGAAUCCAGGACAGAACCCUUGGCACCAUGAACCCAGUCAUUGGCAUCGCUCUCCUGCUUUCAGUCUUGCAGAUGUCCAGAGGACAAAAGGUGACCAGCCUGACGGCCUGCAUGGUGGACCAGAACCUUCGCCUGGACUGCCGUUAUGAGAAUAAGACCAACUCGCCCAUCCAGCACGAGUUCAGCCUGACCCGAGAGAAAAAGAAGCACGUUCUGGCCGGCACUCUCGGGGUACCCGAGCACACGUACCGCUCCCGGACCAGCGUCACUGGCAACCCCAACAUCAAGGUCCUCACCUUAGCCAACUUCACCACCAAGGAUGAGGGCACCUACGCGUGUGAGCUGCGAGUCUCUGGCCAGUCUCCCACAACCUUCUCUCAAAAUGUCUCUGUGCUCAGAGACAAGCUGGUGAAGUGUGGCGGCAUAAGCCUGCUGGUUCAGAACACCUCCUGGCUGCUGCUGCUCCUGAUCUCCCUCUCCCUCUUCCAAGCCAUGGAUUUCAUUUCUCUGUGACUGAUUGGGUCCACGGAGAAACAGGAAGCCUCAAGGCCCAGUACAGAGGUCCUGCUUCUCUGGGUCAGCUGACUCCCUUCCUAGGUCCCUCAGUCCCUUGGGGAGAAACAGGGACCCUGUCCCUCCUAAGGAACCCCAGUGCUGCAUGCCAUCCACCACCCUGCUCUGACACUCCGCCCUCUCCACUCACCGCUGGCUGCCAUUUUAUACUCUUCAUUCCGGGGCUGCUUCUGUUUAUUUCGAGUUUCUCCUUUCUUUUGUCUGGGAGUUUGUGACGAGGAAGGCCAGGAUUAGGGACCUAACGGAGCAAAAGGGUGGAUGAUGGAUAUUGGGGUGGCAGGAUACCAGUCCCUGGGGGGAGUUCCUCCUUGCCAACCAGGCCAGAUGCCUGAAGGAGACGUGAAGACAGAGUUAGGGUGUGUCUGUGCCUGGUACAGUCAUAUUCUUGAUGAAAGUAUUGCCCAGUGGGCAGGGAGGGGGCCUCAAGAUCUCAGGAUAUCAGCAUGCUGCUCAGCCUUUGUGGCCCGUCCAAUGAGGAUGAGAGCCGAGAUUCUACAAGAUCAUUCUCAGCCGCCACACACACACACACACACACACACACACGCCCCCUCCUAUCACUGAAGAAGUCCCCUGGGGAUCUUGAGCCAGGGCACAUUCAGUAAAGAUGCAGGUUCAACCAGAGAAUGUUGGGGAGAUGGGAGGGGGAAGAGGUGAGGGAACAUCACCCCUCCUGUCUCUGUCUGCCACUGCCUGAAGUGACAGGGCUGGCAGAGGAAGACCAGCUCCUCCCCAGCUCCCAGGGAGCCAGAACUCUGACUGCAGGACCUAAGUCACUGCAGGAAGGAGGUCCUAGAGCCAUCCAGCUGGACUCAGCUUGCUAAGGGAGAUCCUUGGCUCUUCUUUCCCAUGCCCCUCUGUGCCAGCCCCUCUGGCUGUCCCUGAUCCCCCAGACAACCAGAAUCUUGCCACCUGCCUCCUCUGGGACUUCCUAGGGUGAGAAGCAGGUGGUGGAGAGAGACCCAGUGUGAAUACCUCUCAGAAGAGUGAGACCCAGUGUGAAUACUUCUCGGAAGAAAGCUUUUCCCAACACCCACUUCCCCACUGGCAACUCUGCCUGUCCUGUCACCGUGUGUACUGCCACCACAGCUUACAGCAUCUCGCUGAGGAAAAAAAAAGCUGCACAAUAAAACCAAGCCUCUGGAGUCUG